AUGGCUCGAAAAUACCCGCGAAAGAACCGAAAAAAGCUCAAGUGGUUUGACCCCUUCAAUAGAAAUAAACCCCUCGAAGUUUUCGCAGACAGUGACAAUGAAUCUCCCUCCAAAGUAUCUGGAUUGUCUAAGAAGAAAAAGCACAGAACUGCUCAGAAAACUUCGAAAACUAGUUUGGAACAGGAGGUACCUCGUAACUUCAAAUUGUUCAUGAAGGGAAUACAAAUUCACGAAGACGACGAAAAGAAAAAAGAGGAAGCGAAGAAGAAACUUCUGUUCACACCUGUUGGGAAAAAUGUAGCUAAAGAGCUGAACAGACGGAAGUCAAGGAAGAUCUCUUCGCUUGAGCAAUGGCGGAUCGAUUCUAGACAGGAGCGCAAAGAAGACAAAGAACUUGAUCACGCGGAAAAAGAGUACUUCAAAGAUUCAUUCCAGCUGAACGAAAGAGUCGAUGCACCUCCGUCAGAGUUGAAAACACCUGUUUGUAAAUUUAAAAGUCGGCCUUUUCAGACCGUAACUCCAAUGAAAUCUAUUUCGCUUUCGGCCAAGAAGUUAAUAAGUUCAGUUAAAAGUGACGUAAAGUUCAAACGUAGGAAGCCUGAUUCCAAAAUUACCACAGUUAUGCCGACGGACUCAAACGCAGACGAAUUAUCUCAAGAGCGUGAAAGAGUGGUGAAAGCGUACCGGGAGUUGAAAUGGAGCAAAACAAGAGCGGCGGCUCUGAUGAAAAUGGACACUCAGUCGAUGACUCCUGUUGAAAUUUGA
Symsagittifera roscoffensis is the source of this 765-nucleotide messenger RNA. Its product is annotated as coiled-coil domain-containing protein 137-like. The record is from RefSeq and is a predicted model, not a curated record. The coding region runs from base 1 to 765 and encodes 254 amino acids. Lineage: Eukaryota; Metazoa; Xenacoelomorpha; Acoela; Convolutidae. The transcript has a single exon.